UUGUGCUGUGCUGGUGAGCGGCUGGAUCUCGGCUCGCAUUCGCGCUCGUUUUCGAUCCGCGUUGCACAUUGCAACAUUGCGAAAGGCGCCGUGGCAGAGGCUGGACGGUAGGCCUAUCUGGCUGGCGGUUGUAGCGCCCCGGUGUGGAAACGGAGCAGAUUGGCCGGGCUGGCGGCGGCGGCAUUACAGUGCUGGUGAUACGAUCAGGCAGACAGAGGGAGGGAGGGACAGGGAGAGAGGAAUCCCGGCUUGGAGGAGGACUGUUUGGGUGCCCCGUGUGUAGUGACACCCUGGGCCACCCCAACUCACUCUCAGCCACCUCCCCCCUCCCCCACCGCACUUCAUGUCACUUGACAAUUCGCAGCAGAAACGGUGCGAAGUGUGGUUCGCGUAUAUGGUAGAGUGAAGAGAGAAAUCAAAUGCUUUAGAAACAAGACUUUAUGUGAAGUGAUGGAAUGAUUUCGUGUUGGGGGAAGAGUGUUACUCCACCAUGCUUUGUAUAGUGAGUUGUGCUCACGACAGUGCCGGUAAUGAAGGAAUAGAAGUGGUGGUCGUGGUCGCACUGUACUGCGUGGUGAGUGUCUUAUUGCGAAACAGUGCAUUUAUGUAAACAGAAAGAAAAAACACACAACUUAGGCUUUGGUGAGGCAGAGGGAAUGCUUUUGUGUCGCGGUUGCAGUGAAUGUGCAGCGACGUGGAGAAUAGACAGUGACAGUGUCUGGGGUCAGGAUACUUUACUCGAAAUGUUGAUCGAUUCGCCCGAAGACAAUGGACAUUGCAGGGACCUAAACGUGGUUUGAGUGUUUCGUGAGAGCCGAGCAGUGCGACGCGAUGGAGUUGUUGUGCGGCGUGGGUAAGCCUCCGCGGCGCUCUGGAUGGGAGUCGGCGUGGGGGCGGGCCAGCGCGGGCAAGGGCGCCCUGAACAAGGAGGACCCGUGGGGCAUCAAGCGCUCUGCCACCAUGCCACUCUCCGGCUCUGGUUUGGCCCGGGGAGGAGCCCUGCGAGGCUCUUCUCCACAAGCGCAUCGCCGCCACCUGCUGCCCUCCACACUCCCUUCUGCCACCGCCGCCCGACGCGCCAGCCGCGACCCAUACAGAGAGCCGCUGUGUCCGACCGACGCCUCCAGAGGCGCUGAUGAGGAUGUGGUCAUCGUUGAUGACAUAGGGGAGCCUGGUGUCUUGCGAAGGUCUCAGACACUGCCAAUGGGCGCCUUCAGGAAACCCCCGACGUGCCUCAGCGGCGCAACGGCCCCGUUCCAGCGCGAGGGCGGGAUGCGACGACGGGGCUCUGUGUCCCGAGAGGCCCCCGGCCAGAAGGGCGGAGGCCUCGCGACAGAAAACGAAACGCCAGCCGCAGCCGCGCAUACCGAGCAGGGGAUCGAGAAUGAGUCUGCAAGAAUAGGCGGUGACGAGCGGCCAAUCACCCAAGCUCCUGACGGUGGCGACGACGACGUGCUCCCCUUCGAGAACCCUUUCCGAAGGACCCUCACGCUGCCCCCGCGGGCCAUGUGCAGGCGGUGCCCGACUCAAAGGACUAGUGAGAGACGGAAGGUGUCCUACGUGCAUUCCAAAACCGAACCCGACAAGGAGAACGUGAACAGCACCAACAUGGUCCUUCCGGGCGACGCGCCCUACGGCACCAGGGCGGCGCCCGCAUGGAGGGGCAAGCGCAACUCCACGUCCUCCACCGGAUCGGGGCUGUCGCGCUUCACCUCCACGACCACCACGGAUGAGGGCGUGUGCCUGUACAGCGAGGGCGGCAGCGUCACUUCCUCGUCCGCCUACGGCAGCGUGCGCGGCGGGGCGUGGAGUGCCAGCAGUGUGGACGAGGGUGUGAGCGUGUACAGCGCCCCGUCCGUAGCUUCGUCGGCCGACCUGAGUUCGGCCUCCAGCCUGUACGAGCGGGCGGGCGCGCGACCCAAGCUGCGGCUCGGGCCGUCCGCGCGAGGGAUCUUCCACAAGAAGGCCAGCGAAGAUGACGAUGAGAAGUGCCACCGGUGCCAGCGCGAGGCCGCGGGCGGCGCGCCCACUCUGCGGCGCGCCCGCAGCCUCCGCUCCCCGCGGCACCUCCCUGUCACGCCGACUCUCCUCAGGCUGUUGCAAUCUGCCAACGUCGCAAGGCAAACAAACAAACUGCAAGUGAACGUGAGCCGUACACCAGCGGGGUUUUUUGUCGGUCUGGAUCUCACAGUGACUCCUGACCUCGUACAGUCUAAAUAUCUUGAGGUCACUUCAGAGACCCGCCGGGGGCACGAGACAGGAAAAGAAGAUGCAUUUGGACUAUUAGACUUCACAGAAAGAAGAUUUAUAGAGGAAGAUGUGGACCAAAAUCACUUCACUAUCACCCUACUAUUUGGAGAUUCGUAUAAUUGUGCCUGGUUGCUUAGCAGGCAUGACUUGUAUAGGUAUAUUGUAACAUAA
Messenger RNA from Penaeus vannamei (Pacific white shrimp), 2421 nucleotides. NCBI's taxonomy places the organism in Eukaryota, Metazoa, Arthropoda, Malacostraca, Decapoda, Penaeidae. The record is from RefSeq and is a predicted model, not a curated record.